AUGACAGUGGGAAGGCCUGCCAAACACAAGAGAAAUAUUGCUGGCCUGCGAAAUCAAGAGAAAACCAAUGUACAUGAUGACAGACUUCAAGAAGCCACAGAGACAACAGCUGCCAUCAGUUCUCCAAGUUCUCGAGGCAGAUCCGAAAAUUUCAAGUCCUCAAAUGAAAGUGAACACAUAGCGGAUAUGCCAGAUGCCCGUGCAACGCCAUGUUAUGAUGUUACGGACACAGAUUACAGUCGGACGAGGAAAGGUCGGGUGGCGAAUCUUCCAAAGAUGACUUGGCAGUGCGAGAAUGGGAGGAAG
Marasmius oreades (fairy-ring Marasmius) is the source of this 306-nucleotide messenger RNA. RefSeq lists its product as uncharacterized. The transcript has a single exon. The record is from RefSeq and is a predicted model, not a curated record. Lineage: Eukaryota; Fungi; Basidiomycota; Agaricomycetes; Agaricales; Marasmiaceae. The annotation marks the transcript as partial.